UCGCUACAUAUAGCACAGCAGCGGGCUGCCGAGGGUCGUUCGCGCUUCACCUACCUGCGACAGGAGAGCUGCCCGGCUGCUGACGCACCGACUGGAAGUGAAGCUUAGAGCCGGAGAGUCGCGCUUCUUGUCUGGAGUCGAGUGUCUGAAAGAGCCCCCAACAUGCACGUCAUCAAGAGAGAUGGGCGCCAGGAGCGCGUCAUGUUCGACAAGAUCACCUCCCGCAUCCAGAAACUGUGCUACGGCCUAAACUCGGACUUUGUGGACCCGGCUCAGAUCACCAUGAAGGUGAUCCAGGGCCUGUACAGCGGCGUGACCACGGUGGAGCUGGACACGCUGGCGGCGGAGAUCGCCGCCACUCUCACCACCAAGCACCCAGACUAUGCCAUUCUGGCCGCGCGCAUUGCCGUCUCCAACCUCCACAAGGAGACCAAGAAGGUCUUCAGCGAGGUGAUGGAGGAUCUGUACAACUAUGUCAACCCCCUGAAUGGCCGCCACUCCCCCAUGAUCUCCAAGGAGACGCUGGAUCUGGUUCUGGAGCACAAAGACCGGCUGAACUCGGCCAUCAUCUACGAUCGAGACUUCUCCUACAACUUCUUUGGCUUCAAGACGCUGGAGCGCUCCUACCUGCUGAAGAUCGAUGGGAAAGUGGCCGAACGGCCGCAGCACAUGCUCAUGAGGGUGGCGGUGGGCAUCCACCAGUCUGACAUCGACGCCGCCCUGGAGACUUACAACCUCCUGUCGGAGAAGUGGUUCACUCACGCCUCCCCGACGCUCUUCAACGCCGGUACCAACCGCCCCCAGCUGUCCAGCUGUUUCCUCCUCGCCAUGAAGGACGACAGUAUUGAUGGGAUCUACGACACGCUAAAGCAGUGUGCCCUCAUCUCCAAGUCAGCGGGGGGCAUCGGCGUGUCGGUCAGCUGCAUCAGAGGCACUGGGAGCUACAUCGCCGGCACCAACGGCAACUCCAACGGCCUGGUGCCCAUGCUCCGAGUUUACAACAACACGGCCCGGUACGUGGACCAGGGAGGCAACAAGAGGCCCGGGGCCUUCGCCAUGUACCUGGAGCCGUGGCACUUUGACGUGUUUGACUUCCUGGAGCUGAAGAAGAACACCGGCAAGGAGGAGCAGAGAGCCAGAGACCUUUUCUACGGCAUGUGGAUCCCAGAUCUCUUCAUGAAGCGGGUGGAGAGCAACGCCGACUGGUCUCUGAUGUGUCCCAGUGAGUGUCCUGGCUUGGAUGAGUGCUGGGGGGAGGAGUUCGAAGCCCUCUACACCAAGUACGAGAGAGAGGGGCGGGUGAAGCGCGUGGUGAAGGCGCAGCAGGUCUGGUACGCCAUCAUCGAGUCGCAGACAGAAACCGGCACGCCGUACAUGCUGUACAAGGACGCCUGCAACAGAAAGAGCAACCAGCAGAACCUGGGGACCAUCAAGUGCAGCAACCUCUGCACCGAGAUCGUGGAGUUCACCAGCAAGGACGAGGUGGCUGUCUGCAACUUGGCCUCCAUCGCCCUCAACAUGUACGUCACCCCAGAGCGAACCUUCGACUUCAAGAAACUGGCGUCCGUCACCAAGGUCAUCGUGAAGAACCUGAACAAGAUCAUCGAGAUUAACUACUACCCUGUGAUCGAGGCCAAAAUUUCCAAUCAUCGCCACCGACCCAUCGGCAUCGGCGUCCAGGGUCUGGCGGACGCCUUCAUCUUGAUGAGGUAUCCCUUUGAGAGUCCGGAGGCGCAGCUGCUCAACAUCCAGAUCUUUGAAACCAUCUACUAUGCAGCGCUGGAAGCCAGCUGCGAGCUUGCCGAGGAGUUGGGACCAUAUGAGACCUACCCUGGCUCCCCGGUGAGCAAGGGCAUCCUGCAGUACGACAUGUGGGACAAGACGCCCACGGACCUCCACGACUGGAAGCUGCUGAAGAAGAAGAUCGCUAAACACGGAGUGAGGAACAGCCUGCUGCUCGCCCCGAUGCCCACCGCCUCCACGGCCCAGAUCCUUGGCAACAACGAGUCCAUUGAGGCCUACACCAGCAACAUCUACACCCGCAGAGUCCUCUCUGGAGAGUUUCAGAUCGUCAACCCUCAUCUGCUGAAAGACCUGACCGAGAGAGGCCUGUGGAACGAGGACAUGAAGAAUCUUCUCAUCGCUCAGAACGGCUCAAUUCAGGAAAUCGAGGGCAUUCCGGAUGACCUGAAGCAGCUGUACAAAACUGUGUGGGAAAUCUCACAGAAGACAGUGUUGAAGAUGGCAGCGGACCGUGGCGCCUACAUCGACCAAAGCCAGUCCCUCAACAUUCACAUCGCAGAGCCAAACUACGGGAAGCUGACCAGCAUGCACUUCUUCGGCUGGAAACAGGGUCUCAAGACAGGAAUGUACUACUUGCGAACAAAGCCAGCAGCAAACCCCAUCCAGUUCACACUGAACAAGGAGAAGCUGAAGGAGAGCGCUGCGUCUGAGAAACCCACCGAGCAGGAGGUCAAGGAGCGCAAUGCCGCCGCCAUGGUGUGUUCGCUGGAGAACAAAGACGAGUGUCUGAUGUGUGGAUCUUGAUGUGUCGCCGCUGCAGAAGACCGUUUUAGUUUCAGCGCUCGUCUUCAGGUGCUGUCGCUGAUAUCUACACGUGUUGAGUAAAUUAAAAGAAUGUUUUAAAGAUGCAAGCCGUUGUUGUCGAAUGUUUCCACUUUAAAAUGUGUUGUUGGAAUGUUCACUUUGUAAGUAAGAUAAUAAACAUUUAUAUGCA
Messenger RNA from Synchiropus splendidus (mandarinfish), 2737 nucleotides. Its product is annotated as ribonucleoside-diphosphate reductase large subunit. Gene Ontology annotation, biological process: deoxyribonucleotide biosynthetic process; DNA replication. The transcript has 4 exons. The record is from RefSeq and is a predicted model, not a curated record. Lineage: Eukaryota; Metazoa; Chordata; Actinopteri; Syngnathiformes; Callionymidae. Gene Ontology annotation, molecular function: ribonucleoside-diphosphate reductase activity, thioredoxin disulfide as acceptor; ATP binding. Bases 163 to 2547 code for a protein of 794 amino acids. Gene Ontology annotation, cellular component: ribonucleoside-diphosphate reductase complex.